Molecule: messenger RNA, 879 nt
Organism: Melampsora larici-populina 98AG31
Lineage: Eukaryota; Fungi; Basidiomycota; Pucciniomycetes; Pucciniales; Melampsoraceae
Exons: 5
Coding region: 1-879 (292 amino acids)
Source: RefSeq, a predicted model, not a curated record
AUGCAACUUAAUGACAGAGAUUGUCUUAUUAAAGUGAAACAUCUGCGGCGAAAGAAGACAGAGGCCAGGAAGCGCCUUGAGGAAGCCGAAGCUACACUCAGGACGCUAUCAUUACCAGGUGAUGGGUGCCCUGGCCGCGACGCGGCCUAUUUUUUGGGCCAGUGGAUGGCCCAACGAGCUCGUCAGCUGGACGUCAUUGAGGAAACUAAUAAGGAGAAACGGGAUAAGAUCAGCGUUUUACUGACGUUGGAGGAAGGACUUCACAUUGCUCUCGCCCAACUAGAGACAUUGCAAAAGAAACGAAGACAAGCACGAACUCAAGAUAUGUUGGGUGUCAAUUCCCAACAAACCACUGCGAUCCUAGCAAUAUCUGUUGCACGGGCAAAGAUGUAUGAAGCUAGAGUUGGCGUGAUCGAAGCGCGACUACGACGGCAUCGCAACACAGGUACCAGACAGCAACAGCACAUGGUGAAGGUUUGCAGCAAUCGAGCAAAAGACCUCCGCAAUAAGUACAACACGUAUAGUCGUCGGGUUCAAAAAUACCAUACCAAUUACCGCACACGUCCACGCGUGGAGCUGCCGGACUUUGAAACAGUUGAGGCCAUGGAUGUUGAUGAUCCAUUUUGGAAUCGAGGAGAGAAUGAAGUAGAACCGGGGAAUGAGCCGGAAGCAGAGCGAAACAGGCGAGGUAUCGAUGCCUACUUGGCCCGGAGGGGAGCUCUAGAGGAGCUGCGUCGAAUUGCGCGUGAAAGUCGCCAUAUGAUGGGGUGGGCAAUAGAGUAUCACCGCCGCAUCAAGUCAUUGAAGAGUGCUUUAGAACAAGGAAUUACACCCUUUAUAUCAGAAUCGGUUGUGAUUGAUGACUACUUUAAUCACUGA